AUGGGUAUUCGCACAAGAAUUUCGGAGUAUUUUGCACAUUUCAGUUUGCUAAACCAUGUACCCGUUGACGAGUGGACACAAAUUUUGAUCGCACAUGACAAUUCUACCUCUCAAAUUUUUCACCGCUCCAUCACAUCCCAUGCUAUGAGUGCCUCAACAUCAGAAGCUUGGAGUGCCCAUUCUCGCGUCAGCAACAUUUAG
This is a messenger RNA of Plasmopara halstedii, 201 nucleotides long. RefSeq lists its product as uncharacterized. The record is from RefSeq and is a predicted model, not a curated record. The coding region runs from base 1 to 201 and encodes 66 amino acids. The transcript is spliced from 2 exons. NCBI's taxonomy places the organism in Eukaryota, Oomycota, Peronosporomycetes, Peronosporales, Peronosporaceae.